This is a messenger RNA of Lethenteron reissneri (Far Eastern brook lamprey), 3522 nucleotides long. It is a transcript of the gene GRINA, whose product is annotated as glutamate ionotropic receptor NMDA type subunit associated protein 1. Gene Ontology annotation, cellular component: endoplasmic reticulum; Golgi apparatus; membrane. The record is from RefSeq and is a predicted model, not a curated record. NCBI's taxonomy places the organism in Eukaryota, Metazoa, Chordata, Hyperoartia, Petromyzontiformes, Petromyzontidae. Gene Ontology annotation, biological process: negative regulation of apoptotic signaling pathway.
CGCCGCCACCACCAUCGCCACCGACCAAGACACACGCGACACAUCCGGUAACACCCAUCGCAUCGCAGCUGGUUGGACUUAGACACCCCCGCCCACCCCCUAGUCGACGGCAGUGGCUGUAGCGAUAACAAAAAAAAUCGCCCCGACAAGAGAAUCAUUAAAAAUAAAAGCCACAACAGCAGCAGCAGCAGCGUUCAGUGCCAUCUUUGUCUCGUUGAAGGCGACGACGACGACUGCGCAUUUGGACGUGGCAGCAGGAGACGGCAUAACACCUUGAAGAAAAGCCUGUGAACCCGAUACACCUUUCCCAGGGACACCAACAACAGGAUUGGCACGAUGUCUAAAGGCGAUAAGUUAGAGCUGCUGCUGGAGGAGUAUGAACCCAACACAGAUACCCCACCGUUUCCCCAAGUCGCCCACCUCUCCUUGAGUCACCAUCGAAGCCCACCUGAGUUUCAGCCCCAACGAUCCGGAAUGUCUGCAACCUCAGCCGACGAGCAACGAGGCUCCCUCUUCAAGCAGGACUGCCCUCCCGGUGAAUUCCUGCCUUACGCCGGCCCUCGGGAGUUCGGCACCGUCGAGUCUGCUCCGCCGGGGACCUACGUGGUGGGGAUCUUGUACCCCAAGACCCCCUGCAAUAUAGGACUGCUGCCUCCCGGCGUCCCGCAGCCAGCCGGCAAACCCGAACGGCCACCCCAGGGCGAGGAGGGGGAGGACUUGCGGGGCUCUGGCCCCACCGCGCCUAUGGGGCCACCGGCGUACCCGUGGCCGAUCAUUCAAGAAGUUGUGCAAUGCGAAGACCCCCCUCCCGACUACGAAGCGGCUCCCGAGAUGUUGGCGGUGUCCUCGUGGGAGAAGGCCGUACGGAAGGCCUUCAUCAGGAAGGUCUUCCUGGUGCUCACGGCGCAAAUGCUGGUGACCCUGAUGGUGGUGGCCGUGUUCACCUUCGUGCAGCCGGUGAUGCACUUCGUGCAGCACCACCCCCUGCUCUACUACGCCUCCUUCGUGAUCUAUGUUGUCAGCGCCGUGGCGCUCAUCUGCUGUGGCGAUUUGAGGCGCACCUUCCCCUGCAACAUCAUCACUCUGGGCAUCAUCACCUUGGCGGUGUCUUACAUGGUGGGCACCAUCGCCAGUCGCUACACCACCAGGUCCGUGUUCACGGCUGCGGGCAUCACCCUGGCGGUCUGUUUCGUCAUCGUCCUCUUCUCCAUGCAGACAAAGUAUGACUUCACCUGCUGCAUCUGGCUGAUGCUGCCCUUGGGGACAUGCGUCUUCUUCGCCGCAAUGCUGGCCAUCGUCUACCGCAAUGAAAUCAUGUUCGUCGUCUGGGGCUCCUUGGGAGCCAUGGUCUUCUCCUUGUUUCUGGCGGUGGAUGUGCAACUGAUCAUUGGGAACAAGCAGUACAAACUGAGUCCGGAGGAGUACAUCUAUGCAGCACUCUGCUUGUACCUGGACGUGGUGAAGAUCUUCCUGUACAUUCUCAUGGCCAUCGGUGGCAGAAAGUGAUGGCGAUGACUGCCCAAGUAUGAUUAUGAUGAUCACGAUGAUGAUGUAGACGAUGAUGAUAAUGAUGAUGAUGCGAGUUUAAUUUCUCAUGGAAUAUUUUCCAGGCCCCUCCUUCCCACCACAAAAGCAGAGGAGGAGAGACAAGGAAAUAUAUUUUCUGGAGCUGAGCCACGGACAGUUCCAGCUGAAAUUAAGGCCCUGAUGAUGAUGGAUGUUGAUGACAGUCCUGUAGUGUGGUUAAUUAGUGUCUCGUUAGUUUAAACUUGUCAACAUUCACUGCAUACUGUAUGCUUAUUUUUUAUUAAUGUUUCGUGCUUGUGAAUAAUUCAUUUGUCAAUGCUGACUAAAGGAAAAUUACAAUCUGGCGUUGCGACGCAGCACUCCAUAAACAUUUGCCUCAACAACGCAGUGUCAAAAUAAGAUUAACAAUCAGUCAUUUGCAGAUCUUUCUCAGUCCACCGCUAGAUCAACUACUCUCCCCACCGUGUCGGGUCACGGGGGUUGUUUGACCAUACUUCACUACGCUGGUCAGUGCGUUUAUUAGCGAGGGAGCCGGGGCCAGUUCGGAUUUCACUCGCCACCGACAUUGGCCACUGCGGCUGGGAAUUGAACUCAGGCAGCCAGACUCACAGAGAUGGGACACGAUGGAGUUCAAAGUGCAGUGCACUAACCACUGCUACCGCUUCCCCCACAACGAGGUCAUUGUGGUGUAGGCAAUUGGCGCGAAUCGUAUUCCCUCGUUAUUCACGAACUUGCUAUCCGCAACUGUGGUUAUCCGCGAAUCGCGUUUGGAACUCUACACGACUACAUCGAGAGAGAGAGAAAGUGAUGAGAGAGAGACAGAGAACUUCUCAGACGGUAAUUCAUGUUUGAAAAAACUAUAGGUUAUCGUCGGCCAAUAUUAACCACUAAAUUUUAUAUUCAUGACCACCUCCAGAAUGUAUCCGUCGCAAAUAACGAGGGAAUACUGUACGUCCCGAGUGCACGACCAGCACAGAGAUGGAACAGUGGCACCGGCUCCUGCACAGAAUGCAGACGAGUGGCAUUCCAGGGCCUCGAGGGACAGCGACAGUAUGGGAGAGGCCUUCAUCCAGCAGUGGAUGGAUUGUGGACAACGACAAUGAUGAUUAUAGUGGCAAGUGUAUUCAAACAUAGAAAACAUUUGGACACUGGGUCAAGAGUAGCCUAAGGGAUCGAACAAGUUCCAUGGUGGAUUUUCAAUUCCGGGUCCAUUACUGUAAUAAAGGUUUACAUUUGAAGCACUGACGCAGGAAUACAGGUAAAAAUAUAUUUGCGGAAACACAUACACCAUCUCUACCCGUGUAUCCAAACCAUGUCACGGCACCAGUUGGUUUUCCACUGUCUCUUUUUGCCGAACCGCGCCGGUACCAUUCCACGAUACGCUGAUGGCUUCACCAAACAUCCAAAUCUGUUUCAGGACCAAAGCUGGCCACAGGCGGCGGGGAUGCCGUAUGCACGUAUGUGGAACGUCUUUGGCGCACCGUACGUAAUCCAACCGUGUUAAUCGGAGGCACGGGAUGACUCGUUUCGUCGCGCGCGACGUUAGCCCACGUACGCUGCGAGGGCACGCGGCGUCUCGGUGCCAUCUAUGAACGUCGGCUGGCACGGGUCGCCUGCAGUGGAAAAACGACCUGGGGCCUCCUGAGCCCACGCAGUGCUGAUGUGGCAGCACAGCCUCGAUGCAAGCUCGGUUGUGCAGUGGAAAAGAUGACAGCCUUCGUAAGCCAGGCCCAGUCUGCUUCAACCCCCCCCCCCCCUCCCCAAAGGCUUGGACGACGAGAAACGUAUUUUCACGUAAACCGCGUUUGUUCAUAAUUAGUUGGUAUUGAUGGUAAAAAGAGAUUAAACGCCUUUUAUACAAUGCUUUAAUUCCCAUCUUUCCGUUAUUUUUGGGACUGGAUUUGAGGUAAGUGGAAUAUUCUUUAAUCACCUCACUAUUUUUGUUAUUUUUGGUGGGGGUUUCUUUGUCUAUUAAAAGCUUUCCAAAAUUGCAAA